Molecule: messenger RNA, 4425 nt
Organism: Penicillium nucicola
Lineage: Eukaryota; Fungi; Ascomycota; Eurotiomycetes; Eurotiales; Aspergillaceae
Gene: abcB
Exons: 5
Coding region: 1-4425 (1474 amino acids)
Biological process (GO): transmembrane transport
Cellular component (GO): membrane
Molecular function (GO): ATP binding; ATP hydrolysis activity; ABC-type transporter activity
Source: RefSeq, a predicted model, not a curated record
AUGGCUUCCUCUCACUCUACAGGACCGUCCUGCCACGAUCUGGACAAUACUAUGCGUAUUGGCGCUGGAUCGUGUCGCGGGGGCUUUGACUUCUCUCUUUUAUUCGAAGAAACUAUUCUUGAGAUCUUACCUAUUGUCUUAAUGCUAAUUGUCAUUCCCGUUCGUCUCUGGCACCUCUCGCAAAAACGAAACAAAGUUGUUGGAUCAGGGUUGCUACUUGUCAAGCUUGCAGCAUGGUUUGGACUGCUAGCGCUGCAAAUCACUCAGACUGCUCUAUGGUCAGCGCCGGCAGCCGACAAGACGAAAGCUUCUAUUGCAGCGAAUGCACUUCUGACAGUCGGUGUGGUCGUGCUCGGUCUACUUUCAUAUGCAGAGCACAUGCGAUCCGUGAAACCAUCGUUUAUUUUAAACACCUACCUCUUCUGCAGCCUGCUAUUCGAUGUUGCCCGGACCCGGACUCUAUGGCUACGUCGCGUGGACUCGUUCAAUCAAACCAUCGCCAUUGUUACUACCGUAGCACUGGUAGUUAAGUUUGUUAUUUUCGUUCUUGAAGCUAUUGAGAAGAGACAUAUUCUCAAAUCAGAGUAUGCCGGUUACCCUCCAGAAGCGACAGCGGGUUUCUAUAACCGCGCGGUCUUCUGGUGGCUGAACCCGCUAUUCAAGAUUGGCUUUACCAGCUUCCUUCGUGUGGAGGACCUGGCUGUUCUUGACAAGCAAUUGAGUUCUGAGCGUCUACUCGCCAGCUUCGAAGAAACAUGGAGCAAAGUGACUCAAAAAUCUCCCAAUACCUUGCAAAUAGAAGCACUCAAGGCUGCCAAGUGGCCUUUGCUUGCAGGUAUACCUGCUCGAGCCUGUGUGGUGGCUUUCAACUUCUGUCAGCCUUUGCUUCUUGAGAGAUCUCUAUCUUUCUUCAACUCCCCCGUGAACAAAGAGUCCAACAAUGUUGGAUACGGACUGAUCGGUGCUUAUAUCAUGGUUUACUGUGGUCUUGGAAUUUCAAUGGGUCAAUAUCAACACUUGACUUACCGUGGGAUCACCAUGGUGCGAGGCAUCCUCAUCACGAUGCUCUACAAGAAGGCCAGCUGUCUCACUCUGACCGAUACCGACCCUGCCAACUCAGUAACCCUAAUGAGUGCAGAUGUCGAGCGUAUCACGCAAGGCUGGCAGACAAUGCAUGAAAUCUGGGCAAACUCGAUCGAGAUUGCUCUGGCAAUUUACCUCCUUGAGCGUCAACUCGGGGUUUCCUGUGUGGUUCCCGUGUGUGUCGCCCUCUUCGCCUUGAUCGGAUCAUUGAUCGGUAUGUCUUUUGUGGUUGCCCGGCAAGCCAAAUGGCUGGAGGCUAUUGAGAGGCGUAUUUCUUCUACUUCUGGGAUGCUUGGUUCUAUCAAGGGUGUUAAGAUGCUCGGCUUGCAAAAUUCCAUGAUGAAGUUCGUGCAUGGUCUUCGCCUCGACGAAUUGGAUAUUUCUAGGAAAUUCCGUACCCUACUCGUCUAUAACAUGGCUUUCGGCUGGUUGACUCGCAUCUUCGCUCCCAUCUUCACAUUCGGUGUCUAUGUCGGCAUCUCCAGCAAUCCUUUGACUGUUUCCCGAGUUUUCACAUCUCUGUCGCUUUUCUCUCUUCUCGCAGAUCCCUUGUUAACCUUGGUCAUGGCUUUGAUGUCUUUUGCCGGUGCUCUUGGGUCUUUCCAGCGUAUCCAACAAUUCCUGGAUAAGGAGGAUCACUCCGAUCGCCGACGCCGAUCCUCUCAGACUCUUACGCUUGAGGAUCUCGGUGAGAAGCGCCUUCUGGCCAAGUGCAACGAUCUUAAUCUUUCUUCGUCUUCCAUCGGCUCCGACUCGAUCGAGUCUUAUAAGCACUCGCGCACUAAUUCCUCCAUGACCAAUGCCGUGAUGAUCUCGAACGGAAGCUUCGGCUGGGAUGCGGACAAAGAGCCAAUCCUCAAGGACAUCACAUUGACUGUUGCUCGUGGGAGCUUUACCAUGCUUAUUGGAUCAUCCGGAUGCGGCAAGUCAACCCUUCUCAAGGCCCUUCUUGGAGAGGUGCCUUGUUCAGAGGGCCAGGUCGAACUGUCCACCCCCAGUGUCGCUUUCUGUGAUCAAACUCCCUGGCAUAUGAACGGUACUAUCAAGGAUAGUAUUGUCGCUAUGUCUGACUACGAUCCUCAAUGGUAUUCCACUGUGAUUCAAGCCUGUGCCCUGGAAGAAGAUCUUGCACAGUUCCCUCGUGGAGACGCCGCUAUCAUUGGUAGCAAGGGUAUUGCUCUCAGUGGAGGACAAAGCCAGCGUAUCGCACUUGCUCGGGCAGUGUAUGCUCGGAGAAACAUCAUCGUCCUCGACGAUGCCCUUAGUGGACUUGACGCUACUACUGAAAAUCACAUCUUCCACAACCUGUUCGGAAGCACCGGAAUUCUGAGAGAGCUUGGGGCUACUACCAUUGUGGCAUCCUCUUCCGUUAAGCGCCUUCCUUACUCUGAUCACAUCGUCGUGAUGGAUACUACUGGUCGCAUCAACGAACAAGGAAAUUUCACUGCUCUGAACAAGACUGGUGGAUACGUCUCAAGCUUCGGUCUCGGGUCGCCUGACUGGGAUUACAAACCUCAAAGAUUCUCUGACUCUCCGAGCUAUAACAGCAUUGACACUGUUCAGAAGGAAAAGGAAGCACUGGCUGAAGAGCCAGAGAAUCGUGAGACUGGUGGUGAUCUUGGAAUCUACACGUACUAUAUUGACGCCAUUGGAUGGCUCCCAGCAACGAUCUUCAUGGUCGCCAUGGCCAGCUUUAUCUUCUGCAUUUCUUUCCCGAGUAUUUGGAUGAAGUGGUGGGCCCAGUCUGAUACUGCACACCCCAAGCAGGAGAUCGGUUACUAUCUCGGUAUCUACGUGAUGCUUGGCUGUCUCGGCAUGAUUACUCUGCUCGUCGGCGCCUGGGAGAUGAUUAUCACCAUGGUCCCCAAGUCUGGCGAGAGCUUCCACCGCAAAUUGUUGACGACUGUUCUCAGUGCACCUAUGCUGUUCUUUUCCAGUACCGACAGUGGAUCAAUUCUCAACAGAUUCAGUCAGGACUUGAUGCUCAUCGAUAUGGAACUUCCUAUUGCUGCCAUUAAUACUGUUGCUACGUUCUUCCUCUGUCUAGCACAGAUGGCACUCAUUGGUGUCUCGUCGAAGUAUGCGGCUAUCUCUUUUCCAAUCGUUCUCGGUAUCUUGUUCUUGAUUCAGAAGAUGUACUUGCGCACUUCACGCCAGCUCCGUUACCUCGAUCUUGAGGCCAAGGCACCACUGUACUCUCACUUUACCGACUGCUUGCAGGGUCUUGUGACCUUACGUGCCUUUGGAUGGCAGCAUGCUAUGGAGAAGAAGAACAUUGAACUCCUGGAUCACUCGCAGCGGCCCUUCUACUUCAUGUUUGCUAUCCAGCGCUGGCUUACUCUCUCGCUGGAUAUGGUUGUGGCUGGUAUCGCCGUGCUUCUCAUUAUUCUGGUUGUGGCACUCCGUGGAUCUAAUCUCAGUGCUGGCUAUGUUGGUGUUGCUUUGUUGAACGUUAUUCAGUUCAGUCAGAGUAUCAAGCUCCUGGUUACUUUCUGGACCAACCUGGAGACUCACAUUGGGUCUAUUCAGCGUAUCAAGGACUUCUGUCAGACUGUUCAGUCGGAAGAUAAGCCUGGUGAGGACGGCGAUGUGCCUCCCAACUGGCCGUCCAAUGGUGCAGUCAGCUUCCAGUCCGUCUCUGCGGCAUACAGACCCUCCGAGCCUGUUCUCAAUGAUGUCUCUCUCACCAUCAAGGCCGGGGAGAAAGUCGGAAUUUGCGGCCGAACCGGAAGCGGCAAAACCUCAAUGAUCAUGAGCAUCUUCCGCAUGAUGGAACUAACCAGCGGCACCAUCACCGUGGACGGAGUUGACCUAGCUACUCUCCCCCGACGCGAGAUUCGCUCACGCAUCAAUGGUGUCUCCCAAGACUCCCUCCUAUUCAAGGGCAGCGUGCGCCUCAACGCCGACCCAACAGGAGUCUGCACCGACCAAGACAUCCAGACCGCACUCCGGAGCGUGCAGCUCCUGCCAGCAAUCCAAGAAAAGGGCAGCCUGGACACCGACAUCGACGAGAUCCACCUCUCGCACGGCCAAAAGCAACUCUUCUGCCUUGCCCGCGCCCUCCUUCGCCCGGGCAACAUACUCAUUCUGGAUGAAGCCACCAGCAAUAUCGAUACCAAGACCGAUGAAAUUAUGCAGCGCGUCAUCAGGGAGAAGUUCUGUAAUCACACGAUCAUCGCGGUCGCCCACAAACUUGAUACCAUUCUAGACUUUGAUCGCAUCGUUGUCUUGGAUGCAGGGCGUAUCAUUGAGAAUGGCGAGCCGUACGCCCUCCUGACAGAACCCAAGUCGCACUUCAGCAAGUUGUAUGCCAGUGCCCAGGCAACCGAGGAGUCGGAGUGA